Epinephelus moara (kelp grouper) is the source of this 6512-nucleotide messenger RNA. RefSeq names its product fatty acid desaturase 6 (gene fads6). Gene Ontology annotation, molecular function: oxidoreductase activity, acting on paired donors, with oxidation of a pair of donors resulting in the reduction of molecular oxygen to two molecules of water. Gene Ontology annotation, biological process: lipid metabolic process. Lineage: Eukaryota; Metazoa; Chordata; Actinopteri; Perciformes; Serranidae. Bases 410 to 1513 code for a protein of 367 amino acids. The record is from RefSeq and is a predicted model, not a curated record. The transcript is spliced from 6 exons. Gene Ontology annotation, cellular component: membrane.
AUGUAUGAGACACCAGAGAGGAGGGAGACUCUGAGCUGAGCAGCUGCAGUGUUGUGUGAGGAUUUUUAAGGAUUUCCAUCACAUCACAGGGCACCGUUACAUCUUUGGGUCGUGGGAUAAUAAAUUCCACUGCAUCAGGAGUCAGCUGACGGAGGAGGGAAAAAACCAGAGGAAACAGUGUAAGAGAGAUGAGGAGGGUGCACGAGGCUUUUGAAGCAGCAGGAAGGGGGCUGGGCCUCUCUGACAAUGCUUCUCUCCAGUAAGGACUUUCGCAAUGCUAACUUUGACCCGUGGACUUUAUGCUCAGGCUGUAGCAUUUAGGCAGCGUUCAGCACGGGCUGCUCUCAGGAGGACACAAGCCGCAUGGUGAGUGUGUUCUGAGCCGGUCAUCAGCAGCACAGGAGCUGACAUGCAGAGUGUACCAGAGGAGUGGAGGGAAGGACGGGAUGAGAGGACACAGGAGACCUUAGUCCAGAGGAAAGGGGGCUCAGACAUGAAGAAUGGAGGAGGUGUAGAGGAGGAGAAGGAGUCGCUGAUGAUGGAGCUGACGAGGCUGGUGCAGAAGAUGGUGAAGGAGAGCAGCUGGUGGGAGAGAAGAGGGAUCGACUGCAGCAUCCUGGCAGCUGCAUUCCUCUGUCUGCCGCCCGCCUUCCUGCUGCUGGGCUCCUCUCAGCUUCUGUGGUUUGCAGCUGGCAUGCUGCUGAUGGGCGUGGCGCACGCUGUCAUCACCAUCAAAGGGACACAUCUGGCCAGCCACGGGUCGCUGAGCGAGUCGCAGGCCUGGGGGAAGUUCUGGGCCGUUUUCUUCAUCGAGAUCUGCGGCUCAUUCUCAGCGCGAGCCGGCGUUCACGGCCACAUUAAGAUGCAUCAUGCUCAUACUAAUGUCAUUGGACUGGGGGACUCCAGCGUUUGGAAGGUCCCCUUCCUGCCUCGCACUGUCUACCUGUUCAUAGCUCCCCUGGCCGUGCCCAUCAUCACUCCACUCGUUGCACUCGCUCAUCUCAGAGGACACUCUCUGGCUCUGGUGCUCAGGACCAUGCUGAUGGUAACACUGGGGCUGUAUUCACAGUACUGGCUGCUGAUCCAUGUCUCCGGCUUCCAGUCGCCUCUCAGUGCUUUGCUCUGUAUGCUUGUGUGCAGAGCGAUGUUCUCCAUGCCGUACAUCCAUGUCAACAUUUUCCAGCACAUCGGCCUCCACAUGUUCUCUCCGACCCACCGUCCAAAGAGGAUCUACCAGAUGACCCACGGAGUCCUGAACCUGCCACGUAACCCCGUGCUGGACUGGGUGUUCGGACACUCGCUUAUCAACUGCCACGUGGAGCACCAUCUCUUCCCCUACCUGUCUGAUAACAUGUGUCUGAAGGUGAAGCCUGUCGUGUCCAAAUACCUGACGGAGAAGAAGCUCCCGUACCAGGAGGACAGCUACCUCUCUCGUCUGCACUUUUUCUUCCACAAAUACCAGGAGCUGAUGGUGUUCGCCCCGCCCAUCACAGAGCUGGUGGGUGUGCAGUGAUGAAGGAGACAAACUGUUGAGACUAAUGACUGCUGCUCCAAAGCACAAGCUUCAGUUUUUAAAGUGACACGUUAGAAACCUCCACAGUCCAGGUUUGACCUGCCUCUGACACACAGAGUUUAAUCAGUAACACAGUAUGAUCCAUGUAGUUUGAUUAAAUUAUUCCUUGUGAUUGAUUUUUAGGAAAUAUUGUAAGAGCUGAGUGAAUAUUCUGCACUGUUAGAGGUAAUUAGCACAAAGAUAAGAGCUCACCUGAUUUAAUGUGUGCUGCUGUUUCUCCACUGACCUGAGGUCUGGUUUAUGAGACAUGAUUCCCACUGGGGACUUCAUUCACUGCAGCAGUAAAAAAAUAAUGAUCCAUUCUAGGGCUGGGCGAUAUGGACUGAAAUUCAUAUCUCUGUAUUUUCAGGCUGAACGACGAUACACGAUAUAUAUCUCAGUGUUUUCUUCAUGUUCAGCUGCAGGUCAAAGACACAUUUAAGACGUCAGGAGCACUUUUAUAAAAACAGACUGUGAUCAGAAUAAAAAGCAAAGACAGGGAUUUUCUCCCUGUUUGAAAAUAAACAGCAGGGCUGCACGUUACCUUUGUGCACACAGCACUGCAGCUGCAGAGGUUUAAAGGUUUGCAGCACACGACACUGAACUAUAACAUGACUGUAAAAGUGUCAGGUAGGUUUGAAACGAUUAAAAAUCUUCGUGGGCGGAGUUAAACAGUUGUUUUCCAUCUGUCGGCCUUUCAAAUGAAUCUAGCGCUGAAAAUGAUUUAAAUAUUUUAAUCUUAUUUCUGCACAGAGCAUCAACAGAGAGGCCGAGGGAGACAGACACACUUUGUCCUCCGUAUAUACGUCUUGUGUGUGAAACAUCUGUCUCAGUGUCACAGAUCAGACUAUAACGACCAAGAUGAACGGCGACACGCUAUGAUCCACCUCACACACAAACUAGCAAACACUCACCUGACACAAUCAGGCAGCUCUGUCUCCCAUACAUGCAGCGCAGCGCUGUACUGCACGUGUGCUGCAGCGGUCAUUUACUUCAUCUCACAGACUGAUGUAGCGCAGCACAUGCAGCGUACAGACCGACGUCACACUGUAGACUAAUGAACAGACGGAUUAAACAGAGGAGCAGUGUUGAUGGAGAAACUGUGCAGAGUGUGUGAGAGAGGAGAGAUGAACAUUGGAAUGACAUUAUGUAACGCAGCUUGACCCUGUAUUGAAGUAAGCCAUGUCUAAAUUUAUAUCUUGCUUGAAAAUAUAUCGAUAUAUCACACGUAGUCGUCAUAUCGCCCAGUCCUGAUUCAUUCAUGUUAAAGUUACAGCACAACAGUAGUAUACUCAACACAGCAACAGAAACACAACACAGGAACUAAAGUUACAGCAUCUUAUAAACUAUAAAACACUUGUCUUGCACAGUAAGAAUCAUUUUACAUGUUUCUUGUCAUCAUUAUGUAGCAGUAAUAUUUCACCUGUAAAGGAAGUUCAUUUAUGAGCAGGUUGUUUUUCACAUUUGUUUCUCUGUGCUUCUAGUUUUUAGGUUAAGCUCAAGGCCAAAACACACAGGCGGGGUCAUUGACGCGAGUCAAGUGCCGCCCCCAACACACACAGGAAGCGUCGCACUGCGGGGCGUCAACCAGAUUUCUAUUGCACACUCCAGUCCGGGAAGCUGGGAAGUACAAAAUAGCGCUUUUUCAAGGGCGGCAACGCUGGAAAAAUAGGACAAUAGCGUAAAGUGACACGGCGCAGCAAGUUGACACGCGUCGAGCCGCCGCCGGUGUGUUUUGGCCUUCAGCCAAUCACCUGCAGGCUCCGAACACACACACACACACACACACACACACACACACACACACACACACAGAAACCACUGUCCACCAGAUACUGUAGUUUUUACUCCACUACAUUCACUUGAUAACUUCAUUUACUUUACAAAUUAGAAGAAUCUAAUAAUAGUUUCAGUUUCAGUUCAUUUUUCAUGCAAAAACAUUGAACUGUUUGAGCUUUUUAAAAUGAGAAUGUGCUGCUUUUUCUUUAAAAAAAGUAAAUCAAUUUAAUAAAUCAAAAUAAUUCAAAUUUAAUUUGAUUUAUUGAAUUGAUUGAAUUGAACUGAGUUUUUUUUUUAACGUUUAAUACUUAUAUGUUUUCAUGAUUGUACUUACAUACUUUUACUUAAGCAACAGUUUCAAUGCAGGACUUUUACCAGUAACAGAGUAUUUUUACAGUGUGCUUUUAUUUAAGUAAAGGAUCUGAACACUGCCUGGAGAGGAGUUUUAGCACUCGUGGUUCCCUCGUCUCAGAGUCAGUAUCAAAUAAAGUCUGUGGUUAACACAAGCUGAAGAUGCGUUCAUGUUCUGUUCUGCCACAUAGUGAAUAUCCCACUGCUGAACGUUGAAGAUUUUUACAUGUCUUAAAAAAGGUGAGAUAAAUGAGAUCACAGAAUGUCGUCAUGUUUAACACAGAUUAAGAGUCUUGCUGUGGUGGCGACGUUAAAUCCUGCGACCAUAGUAUCGUUCUUAUGGCCUAACGUUAGCUUAUUAUUUCUGUUUCUGAACAAAACACAAACGUUUGUUAACCACAGAGCUCAUGUUCCGGAAUAAUCCAAUGGAAAAAUCUCAUAGGGUUUUUGACGAGGGAACCAGGGCGACGCUAACUUCCAUGUCAGCCGACAGAAAAACGUCAUCUCUCUGCAGCGCUGUAUUUACAGCAUCACACAUUUUUGUGCUGUUGUUGGGUUUUUGAUUUUCCUGUAAAAUCACAUUUAAUUUAAGUUUAUUUAACGGUGCGUCAGUUUCACUUUUUUUUUUUCAUUAAGAUUAUUUUUUGGGCUUUUUGCCUUUAAUGACAGGAUAGAGUGAAAUGGGGAGACAGAGAGAGAGUGGGGACUGCCAUGCAGCAAAGGGCCGCGAGCCAGAUUCGAACCCGUGGCCGCUGCGGCGAGGCAAUGCCUCUGUACAUGGGGCGCCGGCACUAUCCACUACGCUACCGACGACCCGUUCUUCUUCUUCUUGAGCCCCGUUUCCACCGAGCAGUACGGUACGGACAGACUAGAGUCUAUUCUGGUGACGUGUCUCCAAGUCUUGGGCACGUGUGACACCGUGUCCGGUAACACUUUACUUGAAGGUAUCUACAUAAGAGUGACAUGACACUGUCAUAACUAUGACAUGACACUGUCAUGAACCUGUCAUGAACAUGAUGUACAUGUCAUAAACGUUUCUGACUGCUGUCAUUAAGUGUCAUUAGCUUUUUGUAAUGACAAGUUGACAUUGUUUGGGUUGUCUUGAUUAUGACAACUUGACAUUGAUUAAAGUGACAUUACCAGAUGUUGUCUUUGUCAUGACAAGUUGACAUUAAAUUUGUUUGGGAUGUCCUUAUUAUGACAACUUGACAUUAACCAGAAGAUGUCUUUGUCAUAACAAUAGUAAUCAUUAUGUCACCUUGUCAUAAACACAAAAAGAGGUGCAUUUCUUGUUAAUGUCAACUUGUUAUGACAAAGACAACUUCUGGUAAUGUCAUCCUGGUUAAUGUCAAGUUGUCAUAGUUUGGGUUGUCAUGAUUAUGACAAGUUGACAUUAAUUAAAGUGACAUUACCAGAAGUUGUCUUUGUCAUAACAAGUUGACAUUGUUAUUCUGCUGUUGCUGUUAUUCAGCAGUCUGAUGGCCUGUGGGUAGAAGCUGUGUGUCAGUCUUGUCCUGGAUUUCACGCUCCUGUAGCGUCUGCCUGAUGGCAGAAGUGUAAAGAGACUGUGCUUAAUGAUGUUGUGGGAAUAAUAAUAGAAACACGUGUGACACUGUGUCCUCGCUGAACUUUAUUCUUUACUUUGAUAUAUGUCAGACAAAAGUUUAGCUCAAGAUGGCGUGCCGUUUCCCAGGUAGUUAGGACGAUGCAAUAGAAAACAAUGCAAUCAAACUGAUUUAGUUUCUGAUGCUCACUCACAUGUCAUCCAGUUAGGACAUGGUGUGUAAGAGUAUUUGCACACAGCACAACACCUGCUGUUUCACAGUGUUUAGGGGCCAUUUCUGGUGCUAAUAGGUUACUUAUGAUCAAGUGGGAUUCAUCACUCAGCACAGCUGCAGAUGAGCAGACUGGGAUGGUUUUGAAAAUUAAGAGAAAUUUAAGAGAAAGUUUCUGCAUGAGGCCCGAUGAUCUUCUCAUCAACUCUGCUGCCUUUAAUCAGAUGUAAAGAGGAGUGUUCCUCAGUCGUGUUACUGUAACAAAACAGUCUCUUAAGUUUUAAUGGAAUAAAAUGUGUGUGUUUUAAAUACUGAACAAACAAAACCUCUCAAGUUAACUUCCUGUGUUAGUUAACCCUCUGUGUUUAAUGCUGCUGCUGUAAAUGUUCAGCUCCUUGACUUCACUGUAGCUGCAGCACAUCAGCACAAAGAGGCGUCUCAGCGUGUUCGUUUUUCUGUUAAUAAAUUUCAUAAUUUCAGAAAUGUUUUUUUGCCUUUAUUGACACAAACGUCUGAGCUGCCUGUAUGAGAUUCUUCUUUUAGUGACAUUCCUCAUUAAAUAAUUGAACAUUUAUUCACGUAAAUGAAACUCUCCAUGGUUUAAUCAAAACAUAUCGAGAGCUAUAUUUAAAACUGUGGAUUUACCGACACAUAACAAUAAAGCUUUUCAUUAAAUUUUGUUUGUGGUGUAAAAAUACUUCAAGCAGUGUUAAUAGAUUUUUUUGUCCACUGGGUGGCAGCAGAACACACUUUAAACACUGAGUCAAGUACGGUGUCAGUGAAAUGGCAUGUGUUUGUGUUUAUAGGCGACAGAUCACAGUGUUAAAGUGAACCAACAACCUUCAUCUGCACACACUGUGAUGACACACAGCUGGUUGAAUGUGAGCAAAGUCUCCCUGCUUCCCUUCACUGGUUCCUGUACAGCAGGGUCGCUCUUUGUUUCACUGUUAGAAUCAUUACAAAGCAAAAGCAGCAUGUGUAUACAUUCAGUAGGCUAUAUCUUCAGUAGCUAGCUAACGUUAGCUAACCCUACACUUUUCAGGGUUUGAUUUUGG